Messenger RNA from Antrostomus carolinensis (chuck-will's-widow), 1992 nucleotides. RefSeq names its product dystrotelin (gene DYTN). Bases 10 to 1992 code for a protein of 660 amino acids. Gene Ontology annotation, cellular component: plasma membrane. Lineage: Eukaryota; Metazoa; Chordata; Aves; Caprimulgiformes; Caprimulgidae. Gene Ontology annotation, biological process: synaptic signaling. The record is from RefSeq and is a predicted model, not a curated record. The transcript has 14 exons. Gene Ontology annotation, molecular function: zinc ion binding.
UCAUUUCAAAUGGAUCCAGACUUGCAGGAGGCUUUCAGUGGUGUUCAGAGCUCCAUCUACAGAACAGCCCUAAAACUACGCUCAGUACAAAGUCUGUGCCAGUUGGAUUUGAUUGAUGUUUCACUGAUUCAGCACAUCCUGUCAAGUGAGCAGAGCCAGAGGGAAAAGCAGACUUCUCUGAAAGUGCAGCAGAUCUCUGGAAUGCUGAAAAAACUGUUCCAAAGGGCAAGAUUAGAAAAACCAGGCCAGGUAGAUCCAAGAGCCGCUGAAUUCACAUUGAGCCUGCUAGUUGCCAUGUAUGACAGAUGUGGAACAGGUUAUAUCAAAACUAGAUCUGCUGCAGCUGCCCUAAUUGCCCUUUCAGGAGACACUGUACUGGCUAAAUACAGAGCUUUCUUCCAGUUUUAUUCUGUCACUGAUGGGAAUGUGGCCCUGAUUACCCGUAGUGCCCUGAGAAGCCUACUAACAGACUUAAAUCAGAUCCCAGCCAUUGUGGGAGAAAGCUGCACUCCAUCUUGUGUGGAAAUUGCAACUCACAGCUGUUUCCAUGGGGUUCUGAAUUCAGCAAUUGUUGAAGAGAAGUUCCUCUCUUGGCUGAGAUCAGAGCCUGCUGUUCUCCUGUGGCUCCCUACGUGUUACAGAUUAUCAGCCACAAAAAUGAUUUCUCACCAAGCUAGAUGUAGAGUCUGCAAAAUUUUCCCCAUUACAGGCCUCAGGUUUCGCUGUCUGAAGUGCCUCAAUUUUGACCUUUGCCAAGUCUGCUUUUUCACUGGCCGUCUCAGCAAACGACAUAAGAGGUCACAUCCUGUUGUGGAACACUGUGUGCAGAUGUCAGCAAAGGCGAAUGCAAAGCACUUUCUCCGCACUAUCAGGAACAACCUGUUUCAAGAGCGCUGCAGAAGAAAGGAGGCUCAGAGACGGAGGGCUCUGGAAAUAGUGGAGGAGAGGCACUUCCCUACUCACAAAAUGACUUAUCCCCACACAGAACUCAGUGCUUCACCACUACCCGGCCCUGAAAACCUGUCUUUCCCAGUGGACAGACCUGUCCUGCGGUCACCCAAGUUCCUAUCUGAAAACAGAACUGUAGUGCAGAAGAGUGAGAAUAGCAGCAAGGCGCCAGAGCAAAGCAAGACAAAAGCUCAGGCAAUAGCCUCUGUUGAAGCAGAUGUGUUAAAAAUGCAUGAAUCCAUCGAAAGCAUUCACAAUGAGAGCAGGUACAUGAAGAAGCAGUUUAACAAAUUGAAGGACAAAAUGCAUUUUCUUCAGAACUGCCAGGAAGACAAAAGCUGCAAAAUAGAGGCAAAUCUACAAAGCCUGAGAGCAAGCCAUGAAAACCUGCAAAUGAAGCUGCAGCAAAUGAAGCAAGAAGUAGAGACCAUGUUACAGUCAUCAGAGCAUCCGUUUGCACAAUGUCAGAAUAUGAUGCCAAGAAAUCCACGUGUCCUGCUGGAAAGGAGAAUACAGAGUGGAUUAAAUCCCGCCCAAGUCAGGCCUACUUCCAGAACAUGUGCAGACUGGAAAUCUUCUAAUUCCCCUGACUCUGCAGAUAGUAUGCAGCUUUUACAGACCCCUGAGGUUCCCGCUGCAGUGGACUUUGUGUUCUCAGAAGACCCACUGGAGUCAGUGUCCCUGCAGAGAGGCAGACAUGUUAUCAGACAGUAUAAAAAAGCAAAAGAGAAUCAAACAUAUCUGCCUGAACUGACAGAAAACUCCCUCCGUGGCAUCAUGAAGAAUACAGUUCUUACUCCCACUGCAGUACAGAAGUCACCUGUUGAGAAGGAAGUCAGUGAGGAAGUGGAACUGCAGCAGCUAGUGAUGAAACUGCAGGAUGCAUUGUCCCUCCAAGCCCAACCAGAUCAACAGUCUGCUUUGCAGCAGGAGUUCUUCUCUACAGCUGAACAUCUUUGCAGAUCCUUUUCUGACCUCAUCAACCAAGUAACUUCACCAGUUUGUGAAACUACCAUUCACCUUAGAGCUUCACUAAACUAUUGA